Molecule: messenger RNA, 303 nt
Organism: Penicillium alfredii
Lineage: Eukaryota; Fungi; Ascomycota; Eurotiomycetes; Eurotiales; Aspergillaceae
Exons: 1
Coding region: 1-303 (100 amino acids)
Source: RefSeq, a predicted model, not a curated record
AUGUUACACCCAAAGGCCUGCUCACCACCGAACAUCCCGUCAUACAAAGGCUUCAUGGAGUUUGUGGCGAGGGGUAUGAAGGGUCGAAUAGGUAAAACUCCCACCGUGGGGACUAUUGAGGGCUUCCGUCGUGACUUUGAGGCCGGACUUGUCUUACGGCGCGACUACAAAACCCCCGAAAAUGGGACUUCGCAUCUUUUGAGCCUUUCGCGGAGGCCACCACCGGUCUUGGAACAGAAUGAUGGCCGGCUACUCGGCCUCUUCCAUUAUAUCUCGGGUGGAGUUUUACUGGCAUGGCUUUGA